CAUUCUGAUGGAUCAACCAAGGGUAUUACCAGUGAACCUAUCGCAAUGGCGGCGACGCUUUCUUAUCUCCUGUCUCACCUUUUAUGGAUUUUCCUUCGACGAAAUAAGGGUUUCCUAGUGUAACCCGCCAGCUGGUUCUACAGCUACUCUGGCCUGAAAUGCUGAGGUUUUUAGACCGACCUCAUCAAACCAGAGCAAUUAGACUUCCUGUUGCUGAUAUAGCCGACGUAUGUCUUUACUAUCGCGCACCCUUGUGUGUCUCGAUUUCGUGCGAUUUCCCCUUAGCCGGCACCUUUAUCAUAACCCUAGCAAUUAGGGUGUUUUAUUUGAAAAUCGGCGGUCAAGCGGUUUGUUUCUAUAGAACUAGUUUCUUCUUCCGUUGCUUGGGGUUUCUUAUUAUCUGUUAACUCCAGGUAGUCCUCCGAGCGAUGGAGGUCACCAGCAAAGCCGCGAGGGAGGGGUCCCGCGCUGGCGGGGGAGGCGAAGCCUCCAGCGCGGGCGGGGAGAAGAAGGUGAAGGUGAUGCAGCGCGGGCACGGCAUUGCGCACCUGGAGAAGCUCCGCCUGCAGGAGUUGCGGAACGCGGAGCUAGAGCGGUCGCAGCAGCAGCAACAGCAGCAGCACCAGCAGCACCAGCAGCAGUUAAGACAGCUACAGCAGCAUCAGCAGCAGGAUCCCUCGAGCCUCUUAACCUCUUCCGCUACUGCUAUUCAAGCGCUAGGGCUCGGCGGACUUUUCUCCUUUUCGCCCUCCGUCGCUUCCUCCUCCCUUGCGUCUCUCUCCGCCCCUCUCGGCCCGCAUUCCGACAGCCUCGCGACAGCGGCCGCGGCGGCGGCGGCGGCGGCAGCUGCGUCCGAUCCGCUGUUGAGCAUCGCCGCGCGAAGGCAGUUGUCGCUGCUCGCGGCGUCGCGGUCGUUGUCAAGCGACUUCGUGGAUCGAAUGCGCGUGGGCGGAGACCGAUCUGUGGGCGGAGGAGGGAGCGGGGCUGGCGGAAGCUUAGGCGGAAGCAUUGGCGGAAGCUUGGGCGGGCUGGGUGCGGCGCUUGGGGGACUGAGCGGAACGACGGGGAGCAGUGCCGAGGGAAACGAGCGGGUUCCGCUAGACGUGGUUAUGGCAGCGUCGGCAGGCGCAGCUUUGGGUAGAGACGGAUUCCACAUGCUCGGCGGAGGCUUGGGCGGAGGCUUGGGCGGAGGCGGGGGUUCAAACCUCGACGUGGGGGCGUUUGGCGGAGCAGGGGGGCCGGGGGGCGGCAGUGUGGCCAUUGGGGCUGGGUACAACUCGUGGGAGGUCGACAGCAGCUCGCGCACCCCAGGCUCCCGCGGAACUGGGCUCGGCGCAGCAGCAGCAGCAGCAGCAGCUGCAGCGGCGGCGGCGGCAGCAACAGCAGCAGCGGCAUCGGCAGCAGGCGGGACGUCAGGAAUAGCAGCAGGGGCAAUGCCAGGGGGAGGACUUGCUGGUUCAACCCCCCCGGCUGCUGCGUCUGCUGCUUCCCACGGGCUAUCAAAUCUCGCCUCAGGCGCGAGCGCUGGCGGGGGGAGCGCGGGUACGGGCGCUGGGCCUGCGGGGGAGGGCGGAAGGGGCGCGGUGUUUGGGCUUGGGGCGGGGAGGAGGGAGGAGGAGGAGAAGGAAACGAGGGAAAGGCCUUUCCCCUUGCACACACAUCCGUUCACGCACAGCUCCCGAACCGUGUCCGAGCCUGUGAGUGGAGCUUCGGCAUCGCUCAUCGCGUCCCUAUCCUCCCGAAUCCUCGCCGAAGCUCACUUGCGCGAGGCAGCAGCAGCAGCAGGUGGUGCUGGUGGCGCUGGUGGUGCAGGGUCUGCAGCAGCAGCCGCAGCCGCAGCAGCAGCGGCGCAUUUUAGUAACCUAAACGCAGCAGCAGCAGCAGCAGCAGCACACCUAGGAGAUCUAGGAGACCUAGGAUCAACAGCAGCAGCAACAGCAACAGCUGCAGCGGCAGCGGUAGCAGCAGCAGCAGCAGCAACGGCAACCACCGCCCAGCUCUCCUCCUUCCAUGGCCAGGCGUUUUCCCCAUCCUCUCUAGCCGACUCUCUCCUCUGGAAUCGUCUCAAUACGGAAUCUCAUCUACAGGACUUAGCCCAAAGGGACUUAGCCCAACGCGAAUUAGCCCAGCGGGACCUAGCCCUGCGGGAAUUGAAGGCAGAGUCCCACCUCCGGGACUUGAGAGCAGCGGACCUAGCCCUGCGCCUGCAGCUUGAGGGGCGGUUAGGCCCGCUGGAAGCAGCUCGGCAGCUGGAAGCCGCCAGGCAAGCUGCUGCGGGGCUCCUGGGCGGAACAGGAGCAGGGGCGGGAGGGGGAGGCGGGCGGAGGCGGAGAAGGUGGAGGAGUGGAAAGCAGGCCACGAUUGGGAUGUGGUUCGGGAACCGAGGCUGGCGAAAGGGCGGGAAGUGGGGCCGGCGGAGGUUCGGGAAGUGAGACCGGCGGAGGUUUGGGAUGUGGGUCAGGUGGAGGGACGGAAAGUGGGGAACGAUUGGGGAUUGGCUCGGGAAGUGAGACCAGCGGAGGUUCGGGAAGUGAGACCGACGGAGGUUCGGGAAGUGAGACUGGCGGAGGGUCGGGAGAAGAGGCGGAAAGACGAAGAAGAGGAGGAGG
This is a messenger RNA of Closterium sp. NIES-67, 2609 nucleotides long. The record is from the annotation of a GenBank genome assembly. Lineage: Eukaryota; Viridiplantae; Streptophyta; Zygnematophyceae; Desmidiales; Closteriaceae.